CGAACUCUUCACCAACCGCCACCAUGCGUCUCUCGUCGCUCAUUCCGGCGACGCUGCUCGCCUUCUCUUCACUCGUUAUUGCGGCAGAUGCGGAGUCCGAUGUCAUCAGCCUCACGUCCGACAACUUUGAGAAGUCGGUCAAGAAGGAGGACUUGAUGCUCGUCGAGUUCUUCGCUCCUUGGUGUGGCCACUGCAAGGCUCUCGCUCCCCACUACGAAGAGGCCGCCACCACCUUGAAGGAGAAGAACAUCAAGCUCGCGAAGGUCGACUGCGUUGACCAGGCCGACCUUUGUCAAUCCCACGGUGUUCAGGGCUACCCGACCCUGAAGGUGUUCCGCAAUGGCACACCCACUGACUACAACGGCCCUCGCAAGGCUGACGGUAUUGUCAGCUACAUGGUCAAGCAGUCCCUCCCCGCAGUUAACGACGUUGGCGCCAACCACGACGAGUUCGUCAAGUCCGACAAGCUCGUCGUCGUUGCCUACGCCAAGAAGGAUGAGCCCGUCACGAAGGAGUUCGCCGAGGUCGCCCAGAAGAACCGCGACGACUACCUCUUCGGUCACGUCACCGACGCCGACGUUACUGCCGCCGCCGGUGUCACCCCGCCCCAGAUUGUUGUUUACCGCACCUUCGACGACGAGCGCACUGAGUACCCGCUGCCCGCCAAGGGCGCGAAGGCUCGCGAGCUCGAGGAGUGGAUCCAGGAGCUCUCUAUCCCCGUCAUUGACGAGGUCAACGGCGAGAACUACGGCCUCUACGCCAGCAGCGAGAAGCCGCUCGCGUACCUCUUCAUCGACCGCACCCAGGAGAACUUCCAGGAGCAGAUUGAUGCGAUCCGCCCCAUUGCAAAGGAGUUCAAGGGGAAGAUGAACUUCGUCUGGAUCGACGCCGUCAAGUUCGCAGACCACGGCAAGGCGCUGAACCUCCACGAGGCGAAGUGGCCCGCGUUCGUCAUCCAGGACGUGAAGAAGCAGCUCAAGUACCCGAUGUCGCAGGGCGAGCAGGUCACGCCGACCAACGUCCAGGACUGGGUCGAGCGCUACCUCAAGAAGGAGCUCAAGCCCGAGUUGAAGAGCGAGCCGAUCCCUGAGUCUCAGGACGAGCCCGUCUUCGUGCUCGUUGGCAAGCAGUUCGAUGAGGUUGUCUUCGACGACUCCAAGGAUGUCUUCCUCGAGCUCUACGCUAGCUGGUGCGGCCACUGCAAGCGCUUGAAGCCGACCUGGGACCAGCUCGGCGAGCACUUUGCCCCGAUCAAGGACCGCGUGACGAUUGCCAAGAUGGAGGCCCAGCAGAAUGACCUGCCCCCGAGCGCGCCGUUCCGCGUCGCCGGCUUCCCCACCCUCAAGUUCAAGCCCGCCGGCUCGAAGGAGUUCAUCGACUACGAGGGCGACCGCUCCCUCGAGAGCCUCGUCUCCUUCGUCGAGGAGAACGCGAAGAAUGACCUCACCUUCCCGCCACCGACGGAGAAGGUCGAGACCGAGGGCGACGGCAAGCAGGCGCCGAUCUCGAGCGAGAACGCGACUGAGGGUGGCAAGCACGAUGAACUUUAGGAUUGCUGACGCUGAGAUGAGCUGUACGCAUAGAAAAGUAUCCUCUGGAUUGGUAUAUGCGUUGUAAUACACAUGCGGAAAACUACUACAUGGGGGACUAGGAUAACGAACGAAAGCCUCGAAAGCAAGGAGCAAAAGUAGGGAUGGCAAAAUCACUACGGCUUAUUCUGCUGCUGAGCUGCUGCUUGCUGCUCUUUCCGUGCGCGGUAGUAGUCCGAGAAGGACAGGCGAACACCCAAGAAACGGCAGUCGAGGUCGGG
Molecule: messenger RNA, 1810 nt
Organism: Schizophyllum commune H4-8
Lineage: Eukaryota; Fungi; Basidiomycota; Agaricomycetes; Agaricales; Schizophyllaceae
Product: protein disulfide isomerase
Exons: 5
Coding region: 24-1550 (508 amino acids)
Biological process (GO): response to endoplasmic reticulum stress; protein folding
Cellular component (GO): endoplasmic reticulum
Molecular function (GO): protein disulfide isomerase activity
Source: RefSeq, a predicted model, not a curated record